Molecule: messenger RNA, 1014 nt
Organism: Lolium perenne
Lineage: Eukaryota; Viridiplantae; Streptophyta; Magnoliopsida; Poales; Poaceae
Source: RefSeq, a predicted model, not a curated record
AUGGGUGGGGCCUACCACCACAACCUUAUCUCCUCUGUUUUGGCUCUGUUCUCUCCCGCAAAACUCUCUGGCCAUGGAGAUGAGGAAAUCUCACCUGCGCGCUCCGCCGUCGCGCCCCAACCACGCCACCGUGCUCGCCGUCGCGCCCCAGCCACACCACCGCGCCCGCCGCCGCGCCUCAGCCCGGCAGGGCUAAGCUCGUCGCGCAGCUCCGGCGGGCCCCGUCUCUCCGACGCCGACGACAACCGGCGACGCCCUCACAUGCUCCUCUCGCGCGAGCUCGGACUGCCGCGCCCAAGCUCCGCCGCGCCCAAGCCAAGCGCCGCCGCCGCCCCCGGCCACGCUCGGGGCACCGUCGGCCAUGAGGCCUCCUGCACGAGCUCGGACUACCGCGCCCCAGCCACGCGCCGCCGCCCCCAAGGCACGCUCCGCUGCGCCCAAGCCGCUCCGCCGCCAUCCCCCGGCCACGCUCGGGGCACCGUCGCGCCGCCAAGAGGUGUGGCCAUGGUGCUGCGAGGUCCGCCUCUCCCCGUCGCCGCCGCCCCGGGUCCGCUCGCGCCGCCGGCGGGUUCCGCACGCGUCGCCGUCAAGGUUCCCAUCGCGCCGCCGCCAGGUCCCCACUCGCUUCGCCGGCCUGGUCCGCGCGCGCCGCCGGCCAAGUUCUCCACGGCUGCCGGCCAAGUUCUCCACGGCUGCCGGCCAAGUUCUCCACGGCCGCCGGCCAUGUUCCCGCCGGCCGCCGCCCUAGGGCAGGCCAAGAUGGCCACCCUCGGCGCACGCGCUGGAGCGGGGAGGGCCUUGCGCUGGAGGCAGGGACGGGCCGCACUGAGUCCCCUAGGACCAUGCUUCUCCUCCGCCGCCCCCAGGACCAUGCUGCUCCUCCGGUGGCCCCACAAAUCCGUGCUGCUUCUCCGCCGUCGCGCCUACACCCAGCACAAGCACGAUGCCAACGACCUGGAGGUGCUACCAUGGGCGAGCCAGGUUGCUACCGAUGGCGGCCCUCGUUGCUGCUGA